AUGGGCAUUGGGAAAUAUUAUAUGAUUAUGAUAGUUGCUGAAAUUCUUUCGACCUCUCGUUGUGUGGACAUUGGGAAAUAUUCCAUGACCGGCUCAUCGCGUCGCAAGUGCGUCAAGGGGGAAUGGGUCGGGAAACCGCCGACGUGUCUCGGCCUGUCCCAAGAGUAUGACUACGCCCUGGAAAGACCGCCAACAAUCCUGUUCAGACAUCAGCUUGGCCCGAUUGCCCAAAGCAAUGACGGAAAACUCAUCGUUUAUCCCGGAACUAUUCUGCACCUCGAAUGCCUCUGGUUGCGGAAAUUCGGCAAUCCGAAAUGGGUCAUUUCGCACAAAUACAGAGAUUAUCCUCAAAAUUGGACUACCGAUGAGAACAGGAACCCGAACUUGGAGUAUCGUCUGACCAUUUACCACGCUCAAAAGGACGAUUCUGGAACAUUCACUUGUGAAACUCCGAACAGACACCAGCACGGUGUUCAAGUCGUCGUAUCCGCCGUUCAUUGCCCGGAGUUGCCGAUCCGACCUGGACUUGUGAUGACGCCGAAAAACUCACAUCAAAUGAUGACGAAGGUCUUCUUUUCUUGUGAGAAUGGCAACAGUCUAGUUGGCACGAACGAAAUCAGCUGUUUGCCGUCUGGAAAUUGGUCUGCACCUGUUCCGGAUUGUCAAACUGUGAAAUGUCCGCCGAUGCUCAACACGUCCACUGAGGACCUGGUUCCUGGCGCAGUCAAAGUGGACGUUCGUGUGGAAGUUCAGUCGCAAUCCGUGGGUGGGAAAGCAUUUUUCAGCUGUCCCGAAAGCUACGGGUUGCGGGGCCCGACGGAGUCCGUGUGUCGCCCUGACGGCUUCUGGUCAAGGCCAUUUCCCAUCUGCACCCUUGUGACUUGUGAAGCCCCUGCCGAACCCGUGGACGGGUACAUUCAGCCCAAAGGAGGGGCUUUCCGAGCAGGAGAAACCGUGAGAUUCUUUUGUGCUCAUGGCUACAUGGUCGAUGGGCAACCUAUCAUAACUUGUCAAGAAAAUGGCAAAUGGUCCAGGGAUCCACCGCAAUGUGUGAAGGCUUGCACAUACCCCGGUACGAUCAUAGACGGGACAACUUCCUUGCUGAAAUAUUAUUACAGCAUCGGAGAAACAGUGACUUUCGACUGCGGACCCGGCCUGACCUUGAGUGGAGCGCAAAUGUUGCGCUGUUUACCAAACGGACAGUGGUCGAAUGGCGUUCCACAAUGUGUGCCUAUCCAGUGAAUUUCAUCACAAAGAUUCAAUGAUUGAAAAACAAAAGAAAAAGAGAGAGACAAAACCCGAGAAGAUGAUUAUUGCUGGGGACGUGCGUGGAUUCAGUUCCCGAAUCAAAGCCUUGUUAUUUGAACGUCGACUGGGCGGAAGAAAGAACAAAUUUUAGGGAGCACUUGCUUUUUUCCAGCAAAACGGUUUUUUGGUGGAGGAAAAAAUUGUGAUUUGGUGCUGACCGUGUUGUACAUGAAAAAAAAGAAAGAAAAAAUGUUGUCGUUUCGAAGAUGGGGGUUACCAGCACAUGGGCGAGAUCAUUAUUCUAAAAUUUUCUUGAUUCCUUUUUUUAUCGUUUGAAUAUGAUCCUCCUGAAAGGAUUUUUCUCGAGUCCAAAUUAUAUCCACAUGGGUAUGUACCCACAGUUUACAAAAUCACUUGACUCAGUUGAUGAAACAGUGCGCGAUUGGCCAAAUACGUUUCAUGACACGUUUACUCAAAAAAAAAAUUUGCUGAAAUGUUUGCGUACUUCUGGGGUGUUUGCCAGAGAUUUAAGGAAUUGUGUGCGAGUUUGUGUGUGAGCAAGCCAUGGUGAAUAAAUCUGAC
This is a messenger RNA of Notodromas monacha, 1830 nucleotides long. The record is from the annotation of a GenBank genome assembly. NCBI's taxonomy places the organism in Eukaryota, Metazoa, Arthropoda, Ostracoda, Podocopida, Cyprididae.